Molecule: messenger RNA, 721 nt
Organism: Schistocerca americana (American grasshopper)
Lineage: Eukaryota; Metazoa; Arthropoda; Insecta; Orthoptera; Acrididae
Product: protein roadkill-like
Exons: 3
Coding region: 101-703 (200 amino acids)
Biological process (GO): regulation of proteolysis; proteasome-mediated ubiquitin-dependent protein catabolic process
Cellular component (GO): cytoplasm
Molecular function (GO): ubiquitin protein ligase binding
Source: RefSeq, a predicted model, not a curated record
CAGCCUGGAGGGAAGCGGCGUGCGACGUUGUCCUGCCUACCCAGACAGAGCUUGUGUAUCUUGUGUCUGCACGGGAAUACCUCAGAAAGAAUCGUCCGCAAUGGAAGCAGUUAAGGACAUCACAGAGACAGUGGCUGUGGACCUGGGUGCACUCCUGGACGCCGGGGACGACGCCAUGGUGAUACUCGAGGCAGGUGACACUCGGCUGGUGGUGCACAGGGCCGUCCUCGCGGAUAGGAGCCCUGUGUUCGCGGCCAUGUUCGCCCACGACACCCUUGAGGCCUGCACUGGCGUGGUGAGGAUUGCCGACAUCGGGGGCCCGGUGCUGAGGCAGCUGGUCUCCUACCUGUACACCCUGCGGGCCCCCCAGCUGCCCGGCGCGGCCCCCCAGCUGCUGGCUGCAGCAGAUAAGUACGGGGUGUCGCGGCUGAAGGCGGAGUGCGAGCGGCAGGUGGCCGCUCAGCUGACCGUGGAGACCGCGGCGGCCGCAGCCGUCCUCGCAGUCCGCCACUCCUGCGGUGACCUCAGUGCACCAGUCGUUACAGAGCCGAGGACCACCACCACCAGCACCACAACCACAACCAGAACCGCCACCACCACCGCUGCCACCGCCACCUCUGCCAGCGCACCUCACCAGACACCUGCUGCUGCGCGGCCCACGACUCUUCAACCUGAUGAGGCCACUGUCUCUCAAAUGCGGUGAGUUCCCUCAAAACACACA